GUUGUGUUGUGGUCAGCUGUCCCCGCCUCCGCUCGUGGUGCUGCUGGAGGAUCAGAAAUAAGAGCUGAGCUGCUGAAGAAAUAAAUGAUAUACUGCUUCAAGACGUCUCCUGCUCCUAGUGACCACUUGCACAGAGAUCAAAUUUGCAUCUUCAAACACAUCAGAACAUUCCAGCAAGAGUGAUGUUACGCUGUUGAAACGGAUAAAACAUAAAACUAUGUCCAGAAGAGGCUCCAGGAGUCAGCAAAUGUCAUCUGGUCCCCUGCACAAGAGCACAUCUCGCAGACAAACACAGAAAUGCGGCAAGAAAAGAACUCACUACUGCUCAGAGUGUGGAAAAAGUUUUAUUCAUUAUAGUUAUUUCCAACGACACCAGCGCAUUCACACAGGAGAGAAGCCAUAUCACUGCUCAGAGUGUGGAAAGAGCUUCAGUCAAGAGACUCACCUCAAACAACACCAACGCAUUCACACAGGAAUUAAACCACAUCACUGCUCAGAGUGUGGGAAGAGUUUUGCUCAGCAGAGUGCUCUCCAGCAACACCAGCGCAUUCACACUGGAGAAAAGCCAUAUCAUUGUGCAGAGUGUGGGAAGAGUUUUAAUCAACUGAGUAAUCUCCAACAGCACCAGCUCAUUCACACAGGAGAGAAGCCGUAUCACUGCUCAGAGUGUGGGAAGAGUUUUACUGUACAGAGUAAUCUCAAAACACACCAGCGCAUUCACACGGGAGAGAAGCCAUAUUACUGCUCAGAGUGUGGGAAGAGUUUUACUUUACAGAGUACUUUCCAAAAACACCAGCGCAUUCACACAGGAGAGAAGCCGUAUCACUGCUCAGAAUGCGGGAAGAGUUUUAAUCAACAGAGUACACUCCAAAAACACAAGCGCAUUCACACAGGAGAGAAGCCGUAUCACUGCUCAGAGUGUGGGAGAAAUUUUAAUCAACAAAGUACUCUCCAAAAACACCAGCGCAUUCACACGGGAGAGAAGCCGUAUCACUGCUCAGAGUGUGGAAAAAAUUUUACUUUACAGAGUACUCUCCAACAACACCAGCGCAUUCACACAGGAGAGAAGCCGUAUUACUGCUCAGAGUGUGGGAAGAGUUUCAGGCAUUUAAAUCCUAUGAAGAUACACAAGUGCACUAAGAGUGUUGGUGAAAAUAAGCAGUGAUGAGUGUAACCUUAAUGUCAUUUCCAGCAUCUGGAGGCAAUGUUGCUUUCAAUCCAUAUUUCAAAUAAACUAGAUAGCUGUGUUUUAAAUGGUAAAUACACAUAUAGUUGUUUUACACUGUUUCUAAAGUAUGUGCUUAAAGAAAAACUAGUUCCUGUGCUGUGAACACUAAGUCAAGCCCAUAUGCCAUGUGCAACAUUUUUCAGCACCCCAAAAAAUAUUAAUUUGACUUUUCACAUAUAACCUCGUUUCCAAAAAAGUUGGAAUACUGCAAAAUGAAAACAAUGCAAUGAUGUGCAAGUUUAAACCUUAU
Messenger RNA from Pygocentrus nattereri (red-bellied piranha), 1478 nucleotides. Its product is annotated as zinc finger protein 239-like. The transcript has 2 exons. Gene Ontology annotation, molecular function: DNA-binding transcription factor activity, RNA polymerase II-specific; RNA polymerase II cis-regulatory region sequence-specific DNA binding. Gene Ontology annotation, biological process: regulation of transcription by RNA polymerase II. NCBI's taxonomy places the organism in Eukaryota, Metazoa, Chordata, Actinopteri, Characiformes, Serrasalmidae. Bases 218 to 1165 code for a protein of 315 amino acids. The record is from RefSeq and is a predicted model, not a curated record.